Molecule: messenger RNA, 1656 nt
Organism: Brassica oleracea var. oleracea
Lineage: Eukaryota; Viridiplantae; Streptophyta; Magnoliopsida; Brassicales; Brassicaceae
Exons: 2
Coding region: 1-1656 (551 amino acids)
Molecular function (GO): zinc ion binding; nucleic acid binding
Source: RefSeq, a predicted model, not a curated record
AUGGUCCGAAAAACUCGUACUCAGCAAUACGUUGAAGACGAUGAUAUCCCAGCUACUCAACAAUCAGUUAAUGCGCUUCAGGCUCAAGUCACAGCACUUGUUGCUGCGGUAGCGGCGUUAAAUACGCAGAAUACCGCCCCAGCCCUUCGCAACAGACGCGACACACGACCGCAUAACCAGGUCGACUCAGAGGAGGAAGAUGACGACGAUGAAAAUCUGUUCGCUCCUCUCCAACGAACUCAACAAAACCGCAACAACAAAAACGACUCCGACUCCGAUGAUGACACAACCAACAACUCGUGGAAAUCUAGUUUCAAAAUUGAGAUUCCAGAAUUCAAGGGUUCAUCCAUACCAGAAGAAUUAAUGGAUUGGUUUGUCACCGUAGAAGAGAUUCUUGAGUUCAAAGAAAUACCAUUGGAUCGUUGCGUCCCCUUUAUCGCAAUACGGUUUCACGAUCGUGCAGCUGCCUGGUGGUCUCAAACCAAAACAACUCGCAGUCGUUUAGGGAAAUCAAAGAUCUCUACUUGGGCUAAACUCAAAAAAGAGAUGCAAAAAAAAAUUUUACCUUACAACUACGAUCAACUAAUGUUCCAGAAACUGCAGAGCCUUCGACAAGUGAGUCGAACUGUGGAUGAAUAUGCAACAGAGUUCUUUAAGAUGAUCAACCGUGUGGAAGUACGAGAUUCCGAAAAGCAACUUGUCAUGCGAUUUAUAGGAGGACUACGUCAGCAGAUUCAAUUCACCUUGAAUCUUUUUCAGCCACAGUCCCUUUCCGAAGCACAUCAACAAACUAUAACAAUAGAGAACCAAUCGCGUAUGGGUUCCCAACCUUGGGGUUCCACCAGACAGAACCGUCCUACAACAACACCAGUAACCUUAACCCCACCUGAUGCCACCGUCAAUAAAGCAGAGACAGCAUUUGUCCCAGCAAACGCGGCACAACAGGCACGACCUGGAGGGCUACGGUGUUUCACGUGUGGAGAACUUGGCCAUCGUCAAUCAGCAUGUCCAACACGUCAGCGUCGUGGGCUGCUCUUGGAAGAAAUAAACGACGAUCAAGAACCAAUUUUUGACGACGAACCCGACGACGUUGAAGCAGUAUACCCCGAUACAGGACAUCUCCUUGUCGUCCGACGAUCGUGUCUUGCCCCUAAAGCCGACGACCAAUACCCACAACGAAAUAGACUCUUCCAGUCACGGUGCACAAUCAAUGGGCGUGUUUGUUCGUUUGUAAUAGAUUCUGGUAGCUGUGAGAACGUUAUAGCAGCGGAGGUAGUAUCCAAGCUCGAUAUUAAAGACGAACCACAUCCCACGCCCUAUAAACUCGCCUGGCUACAACAGACUCACGAUCUCUUUGUCACUCGCAGAGCAUUGGUCACUUUUUUAGUAGGUAAUAUAUACAAGGAUCAGGUUUACUGUGACGUCGUCCCUAUGGAUGCCGCACACUUACUCCUUGGCAGACCUUGGGAGUUUGAUAGAAGAAUUACUCACGACGGCUUCCUCAACACUUACAGCUUCACCUUCGAUAACCAUAAACUCGUUUUGAAACCGUCCCCUCCGAUGUUACAGCCACCUCCGGCUCCACAGAAGCCGCCGUCUAGUACCUUUCACGGACCGAUCGAUUCAUUGAGGUUCCGCAAGCUUAUAAACAAUUGA